Molecule: messenger RNA, 1161 nt
Organism: Ramularia collo-cygni
Lineage: Eukaryota; Fungi; Ascomycota; Dothideomycetes; Mycosphaerellales; Mycosphaerellaceae
Product: related to hydroxymethylbilane synthase
Exons: 1
Coding region: 1-1161 (386 amino acids)
Biological process (GO): heme biosynthetic process
Cellular component (GO): cytoplasm
Molecular function (GO): hydroxymethylbilane synthase activity
Source: RefSeq, a predicted model, not a curated record
AUGGCCGCUCCAGCACAAGACAAGACCGAGGUCACUCUGGUCAAGACGGCGAACGAAACGGCCGAUACGCAGACCUUCCGUGUCGGCACGCGGAGAUCGUUGCUGGCACGGGUGCAGGCCGAUGAGGUGGUCAAAUCGCUGAAAGCACAAUGGCCGCAUCACAACUUCGAGAUUCACGCCAUGAGCACGACCGGCGACAACAACCAAAAGACGGCCCUGCACAAAUUCAACGAAAAGGCGCUGUGGACACAAGAGUUGGAAGUCCUGCUAGACGAUGGAUCGCUGGACUUGAUCGUGCACAGUCUCAAGGAUAUGCCUACGCAAUUGCCCGUCGAGUUGGAUCUCACUUGUGUGACGAAGAGAGAAGACCCGCGAGACGCGCUGGUUCUGAAGCCCACGCUGGUGGGAAAGAUCAAGUCACUCAAAGACCUCCCUGAAGGAGCUGUAGUGGGCACUUCGAGUCUGCGGCGAACCGCUCAACUGAAGCGUCACUAUCCCCAGCUUAAGUUUCAGGAUGUGAGAGGCAACAUCGGUACACGUCUGAGCAAGUUGGACGACCCCAACUCAGACUACUCGGCGAUUUGCAUUGCUGUCGCUGGCUUGGACCGACUAGGUCUGUCCUCGCGCAUCAGCUCAUAUCUCUCCAAAGCAAAUGGUGGAAUGUUGCAUGCUGUAGGCCAGGGUGCCCUGGGUAUUGAGACGCGCAAAGACGACAAGCGGACUAUCGAGCUACUUUCCAAGAUUGGAUGUGAUCGCUCCACGCGCCAGGCUUUGGCAGAGCGCCAGCUUAUGCGCACAUUAGAAGGUGGAUGCUCAGUACCAAUCGGUGUGGAGACAGAAUGGGUUCCGAAGAAAAGCGAUGCCGGUGUUGGCGUCAAGCCUGCGGAGGACUACCAUCAUCUCUCAGGCACUGCAACAGAGAGCGCAAGCAAAGCUGAGGAGGUGGAACUCACGGACGAGCUGGUGAUGCGUGCUAUUGUUGUCAGUCUGGACGGCCAGGAAGCGGCCGAGAUUGAGACACGGCGUAUCGUUACAACCCACGCGCAAGCCAAUGAAAUGGGCUUCGAUGCUGCGAAGCUGCUAGUCGCACAAGGAGCUGACAAGAUUCUGGAGCAAGUUUCGUUGAACAGGGGCAUCAUCAAGGACCAAGGAGGUGCUUAG